AAUGUUGACUGAAAUGACGUUUGGUUUUCGUUCGUUGACAUCUAUGGGCGUGACAACAAGAAAAUAUUUUUGAUUGUUUUAAUUCAAAAUAAUAUAGGGUUUUAUCAUGGCUAAAUCUAAAACAGGGCUAUUUGCCCUGGGGUUCUUCAUAGCCGCAUCAUUAUUUGUGAUAAUUUCUUUUAUUAGUCCUUAUUGGCUAGUAACAGACGGCAAACUUAAGAAUCCAAAGUUUAUAAAAAUUGGCUUAUGGGAAGUGUGCUUCAAUGGUUUUGAAGAGGUACAUCAUUGGUAUGACACUGUAUUUACUGGUUGCUGGUGGAUAUUCGAAGAGGAAUACUACAUCAUUCACGAUGUACUUCUACCGGGUUUCUUCAUAGCAACACAAUUCUUUUUUACCAUCACCAUGUGUUGUGUUAUUUUGUCAAUGUUUUUGUCUUACCUGUACAUGAAGAAAGACAGAGAUGAUGACAAAUACCUCACCCUGCUGGUCACUUUGGGCACAGUUCUUGUUAUUGGAGGGUUCUCUGGAAUUAUUUCUGUGGUGACUUUUGGUGCCCGGGGUGAUGGACGUGACUGGAUGCCUAACUGGGAACACAAUGACCUGGGUUGGGCAUUUGCUCUUGGAGUUGUAGGUGUUGUCCUACUUUUCCCUGCCGGAAUACUUUUCUUAGUAGAAGCAAGAGUACAAAAGUACAAGAGACUUCAUGAAAUGCAGAGCAGGGAACCAUCAUCUUAUACUAUGCAUGAGAGGAAGGUUGGGUAUGCUGGUGGACAUACUGACAUAUAGACAUUUAGGCAGCUUUUUAUACAAAAUAAUGACUCCGUCCCAUCAGAUCUGUAAUUUUUAUUACACAAAUUUUAUGUUAUAUUUUAGUAAUAUAUGACUCGUAAACAAGUAAUGUUUAGCUAAUAAUUUUGUACUGUUUAUAUUUUAAACAAUGCCUGUAAAUGAAAUUGUCCGUCCAACAUAUUACAUUGUAUAACUAGUAGUUUAGACUGAGUAUACAUUAAUGUAAGUUUUUACAACAGUAGUGCUUUGUUCAAAUAGAAAUAGAGCAUUCUAGAUUAAGCUACUAACUUUAUUAUUGAUAAGUUGAUUUUAAGAUCAAAUCAAAAUAUACUUAACAUAGCUUCAAGCAUGUUUGAAGCAUUAAAAUGGCACAAGCAUUUAUUAUAAAUAUGGUUACAUACUUUGUUUUAUAAUUUCAAAAUGAAAAUAAGAAUCUCACUGUAUACAUACAUAACUUCAUACCUGUCUCCCAUGGGUGUAGGAAGAGACUGGAAUAGUUAUUGCUAUGAAUCUAUUACCAUUUAUAAAUUACAUUUACUAUCUAAUUUCAGAUCAUAAUUAUAAACUUAUUAUAUUUUCUAUUAUGCCAGCAGUAUAUAGUGCUUUACUAUCUUAAUUUUUAUUGGAAUGUUAAUCAAUCAUGCUUUUUGUACAUGUAUGUAACAAAUGAAUAAGAAUUUGAAUCUUUUUUAAUGUUUUUAUAAACUGUGUGUCUUAAAUAAAUGUUAUAUUAAUACA
Spodoptera frugiperda (fall armyworm) is the source of this 1528-nucleotide messenger RNA. RefSeq lists its product as uncharacterized. Gene Ontology annotation, cellular component: membrane; septate junction. Bases 107 to 787 code for a protein of 226 amino acids. The record is from RefSeq and is a predicted model, not a curated record. Gene Ontology annotation, biological process: regulation of tube size, open tracheal system; septate junction assembly. The transcript has 3 exons. Lineage: Eukaryota; Metazoa; Arthropoda; Insecta; Lepidoptera; Noctuidae.